AUGGAGAAGAAAACUGUUGAAAUGUCUCAAACAUCAGAUGCUUUGAUGCGGGGACGCAGUUUUGAUUCCAUACCAUCUACAUUUACUAAUGGAAGCAGUAGUCCUGGACCUCAUAGUCUGGAUCCAGAUAUAAGUCCAGAUGAAAUAGAAGAAAAGUCUCGCUUAAUUUCACAAGUUUUGGAACUUCAAAACACUCUAGAUGAUUUAUCUCAGAGAGUUGAUAGUGUUAAAGAAGAGAACAUGAAAUUGAAGUCUGAAAAUCAAGUGCUCGGCCAGUACAUAGAAAAUCUCAUGUCUGCCUCAAGUGUAUUCCAGUCAACUUCACCAAAGAACAAGAAGAAAGAAAUAAGCCACACAUUCUGUUAUA
Homalodisca vitripennis (glassy-winged sharpshooter) is the source of this 367-nucleotide messenger RNA. Its product is annotated as short coiled-coil protein B-like. The record is from RefSeq and is a predicted model, not a curated record. Lineage: Eukaryota; Metazoa; Arthropoda; Insecta; Hemiptera; Cicadellidae. Gene Ontology annotation, cellular component: trans-Golgi network.